This is a messenger RNA of Cuscuta campestris, 544 nucleotides long. The record is from the annotation of a GenBank genome assembly. Lineage: Eukaryota; Viridiplantae; Streptophyta; Magnoliopsida; Solanales; Convolvulaceae.
CCGGUAGGAGGGGAAGAAGAAGAAGAAGAAGAAGAAGAAGAAGUCUUCCCCCUCUGCAAAUUAAAGCUCGCCGCGAUAUGAAGCUUAUUGGGCCCUUCUCUCUUCUCGCGUGGUCCAUUGGGCUCGCUUUCAUAUGCUCCCUCCUCUAUGCCUCUUCAACCUCAAGUGACCCUUUGACAUGGCAAGGCCAUGGCAUGGCUGCCACAAUUAAGAACAGAACGCCGAAGGUACCACAUGAUAAUAAUGGCCACUACGAUCCAAGCUUUGAGGAAGAAGAUGAGGUUGCACGAAAGGUUGUGAAUUUGGAAGACUACCAACCGAUUGAUCCGGUCCCAAGCUCAAAGGCCUCUGUAAGACCAGGCCCUAUAAAACAUGACACUCCUUACUUGCCUUUCAUUCCUAAACCCCCUGCCCCUCCUCCAAAGAUGGCAUUCCCUUAAUUUGCCCCACAAACCGAUGCCAUAUCCAUAUGUUGCAGCCUUGCUUCUCUAUAUUAUCGCAAUAUUUCAGACUUAUAAUAAUCUGGUAGCUAGUGAUGUGAUUA